Molecule: messenger RNA, 2237 nt
Organism: Aethina tumida (small hive beetle)
Lineage: Eukaryota; Metazoa; Arthropoda; Insecta; Coleoptera; Nitidulidae
Gene: fzr
Product: fizzy-related protein homolog
Exons: 4
Coding region: 371-1804 (477 amino acids)
Biological process (GO): positive regulation of ubiquitin protein ligase activity; anaphase-promoting complex-dependent catabolic process; positive regulation of anaphase-promoting complex-dependent catabolic process
Cellular component (GO): anaphase-promoting complex
Molecular function (GO): ubiquitin ligase activator activity; protein binding; anaphase-promoting complex binding
Source: RefSeq, a predicted model, not a curated record
UCACGUGUCAUUUUACAGUGUUGCCAGCAGUAAAAUAUUUUUAAAUAAUUAAAUGUCCGCUUGUUGUUGGUGGGGGUAAAAGAAGCGUUAAAGCAGAAGUCUGCGCUAAUUACUAAAAGUUAGUGCCUAUAUAUUGUACUGUUGGGCAGCAGUCUUGCAAAUUAUACACACGGUGCCCAAAAAUAAACGACAAGGAUCCCUGUUAACGCUGAACGGACCCCAAGAUGCCAAUAGCUGGAUUAUAAGUGUUGUUUGGACCGUUUCAAGUGAUGAUAUAUCUGCUUUGUGGACAGCUCUGAGCCCCCUUUCUGCACGGUACAUUCACCCCCCGAGUACUUUCGUAAACGUAAACACAACAAAGUGACACAAAAUGGAUAGCAUCAACGACAGAAUAUUCCGCGAAACAAAAUUGCCCGUGUCCAGGAACUUGUUCGACGUGAGGCCUACGAAUGUGGUGAACUACGACAGAUAUAUACCGUCCAGAGCCAACAACAAUUGGGAAACCAGCUUUGCCACGAUACCAGACAAUAACCGGGGGCUGCAGCAGGGCAAGAAGACAAGGGAGACUGGGGAGAACACACGGGAUGGUUCAGUGUACAAUAUUAUAUUAAGGAACGAGAUAUUGGGUGAAAACAAUGAGGACAUUAAGUCACAAUGUGAUGACCGACAGGCUUUGACUCCUGUGAAAAGUAGGAACUUAUUCAAAUAUGGGACACCCGUUAAGAACGACCGCGCCCCGACCAAGGCAGCCCAAUCCAGCCCCUACUCCCUCUCCCCCCUGAGCGUGAGCAGCCAGCGACUGCUGCGGUCCCCGCACAAGGCCACCCGCAAGAUCUCCCGCAUCCCCUUCAAGGUGCUGGACGCGCCCGAGCUGCAGGACGACUUCUACCUAAACCUGGUCGACUGGUCGGUGCAGAACGUGCUCAGCGUCGGCCUGGGUAGCUGCGUCUACCUGUGGUCGGCCUGCACCAGCCAGGUGACCAGGCUGUGCGACCUGUCCAGCGACGGGAACGUCGUCACGUCGGUGGCGUGGAGCGAGCGGGGCCACCUGGUGGCGGUGGGCACGCACAACGGCUACGUGACGGUGUGGGACGUGGCGGUCAACAAGCAGGUCAACAAGCUGCAGGGCCACACGGCCCGGGUCGGUGCGCUUGCGUGGAACGGCGACGUGCUCAGCUCCGGCAGCAGGGACCGACUGAUCCUGCAGAGGGACACAAGGACGCCUCCCACUGUAACUGAGAGAAGACUGGUUGGCCACAGACAAGAAGUGUGCGGCCUGAAAUGGUCUCCCGACAAUCAGUAUCUGGCGUCCGGAGGCAACGACAACCGACUCUACGUGUGGAACAUGCAGUCGCUGUCCCCCGUGCAGACCUACACCGACCACCUGGCGGCCGUCAAAGCCAUUGCGUGGUCGCCCCAUCACCACGGCCUCCUAGCGUCAGGCGGCGGCACCGCCGACCGGUGCAUACGCUUCUGGAACACCCUCACCGGCCAGCCCAUGCAGUGCGUUGACACAGGAUCUCAAGUGUGCAACCUGGCGUGGUCCAAACACAGCUCGGAGCUGGUGUCCACGCACGGCUACUCCCAAAACCAGAUCCUCGUCUGGAAAUACCCAAGCCUCACCCAAGUAGCCAAGCUAACAGGUCACUCGUACAGAGUACUGUACCUGGCCCUGUCGCCGGACGGCGAGGCCAUCGUGACCGGAGCGGGAGACGAGACUCUAAGAUUCUGGAACGUGUUCAGCAAGGCCAGGUCGCAGAAAGAAACCAGAUCGGUGCUGAGCCUGUACACCGGCAUUCGAUAAAAGCAUUUUAUAUUUUAUUUUUACCGAAGUAUAUACAAAUGAUUUUACAUUAUUGCGAAAAAAUAUUUUUUUUUAUUGCAGAAAAGGUUUUUAUAUAUUGUUGACGAUGUGAUAUUGACCUUUUUAUAUUUAUUUAUAUACAUUUAUUCGAUUUACUACUUUUUAUUUAUUUAUAACUUUUUAUUUCCGUGAAAUAUCAAUAUACAUAGUUACAAAGUAACAAUCUUGACAUCAAAAUAAUUUUUUUUAUAUAUAUAUAGAUUAAGAUUUUAUAGAAUUAUUUUUUUAUAAUUGUGCAUUAAUUUUAAUGCAAAACGGGUUUAGAACCUAUUAGUCAUUAAUUUUAGGGUAUAAUAUGUACAAAACGAAUAUUGUUUUGUUUGGGAUGCAAUAUUUGUGUGUAAGUGUAAAAUAAAUAUAUACUUAUUGUACA